Molecule: messenger RNA, 2465 nt
Organism: Podarcis raffonei (Aeolian wall lizard)
Lineage: Eukaryota; Metazoa; Chordata; Lepidosauria; Squamata; Lacertidae
Product: zinc finger protein 883-like
Exons: 7
Coding region: 149-2251 (700 amino acids)
Biological process (GO): regulation of transcription by RNA polymerase II
Molecular function (GO): DNA-binding transcription factor activity; RNA polymerase II cis-regulatory region sequence-specific DNA binding
Source: RefSeq, a predicted model, not a curated record
GGGGGUCCCCUUGGUUCGGCUCUGCAGAGGCUGCCUGGGGGCGCCUGCUGGGAUCCGAAUUUGCAAGGAUCUCUAAUUCAGAUAGACAGAACUUGGCAGAAGAUCAAGGGAUUCCUUCAUCUCUCUUGGAGGCUUUCUGAGAGCACAGAUGGAUGAGAAAAACUCAGCUGGCCCUGAAGCAGGAAGAGGCCAUGCCAUCAGAACUGGGAGCAGUGGGGGAUUCUGGGAGAAAACUGUGCAGAAGAUCCUGGGUGAGGAGGACACUCUCCGCUCAGAGGCGCAGAGCCAGCAGUUCAGGCAGUUCUGCUUCCAGGAGGCCAAAGGACCUCGAGAGGUAUGCAGCCGACUCUAUAACCUUUACCAUCAAUGGCUGAAGCCAGAAAGGCACACGAAAGCUGAGAUGCUGGACCUGGUGAUCUUGGAGCAGUACCUGGCAGUCCUUCCACCGGAGAUGGAAAGUUGGGUGAGGGAAUGUGGAGCGGAGACCAGUUCCCAGGCAGUGGCACUGGCCGAAGGUUUCCUCCUGAGUCAGGCAGAGGAGAGAAAGCAGGCAGAGCAGCAGAGACAGGAUCUGUUUGCAGAAAUGGGCCCAGAUUCCUCUGAGACCAAAAGGACUCCGUUGAACACCAGAGAGAGGCUGCUGGGUGACCAGAUGAUGCCAGUAAGACCUCUUCUUCCAUCUAUUCCUGGUGGGGAAGGAGAAGCAACGGCUGUGGAAGCAGCUCAGGGUCCAGUGUGCUUUGAAGAUGUCACUGUUCGUUUCACAGACAAGGAAUGGGCGUUGCUGGAUCCUGACCAGAGAGCUCUGCAUAAGGAAGUCAUGGAGGAGAAUUGUGGGAUCGUGGCCUCUCUCAGUGUUGAUGAUUUGGAAAUUGAGAGCGAGGACGCCCAUGACAGAAUCCACACAGUGGAGAAGCCAUUGCCACUCUUGGAGUGUAGAGAGAGCUUCAGUCACAGCUCCCAUUCGACUACCCACCAAAGAAAUGCUAUUGGGAAGAAACCCUAUCAGUUCUCUGAAUGGGGAAAAACUCUCUGUUGGAAUGAAAGCCUCACUUCACAGGAAAUAAUUCCCACAGGGGAGGACCAACUGAAAUGCUUGGAAUGUGGAAAGAGCUUCAGUACGAGUGCACAUUUCAUUUCACAUCAAAUAAUUCAUACAGGCAAGAAACCCUAUCAGUGCUUGGAAUGUAGGAAAAGCUUUAAUACAAGCAAAACCUUCCGUAAACGCCAAAGAAUUCACAGGGGGGAGAAGCCAUUUGAAUGCCGAGAGUGUGGAAAGAGCUUCAGUCAGAGAACCCAUCUCACAGCCCAUCAAAUAAUUCAUACAGGUGAGAAAUCCUAUCUGUGCUCGGAAUGUGGGCGAAGCUUCAAUCACAGGGCGAAUCUCAUGGCCCAUCAAAGAAUUCACAGUGGUGAGAAACCCUAUCAGUGCUCAGAAUGUGGGAAGAGUUUCACUGUGAGCUCCGGUCUCGCUUCCCACCAAAGAAUUCAUACUGGGGAGAAACCCUAUCAAUGCGUGAAUUGUGGAAACAGCUUCAGUCAGAAGGCAAGUCUCAUUUCCCAUCAAAGAAUUCACAGUGGUGAGAAGCCCUAUCAGUGCUUGGAAUGUGGGAAGAGCUUCAGUCGGAAGCAAAAUCUCACUUCCCAUCAAAGAAUUCACACUGGUGAGAAACCCUAUCAGUGCUCGGAAUGUGGAAAGAGUUACUGCCAUAGAGCCAAUCUCACUUCCCACCAAAGAAUUCACAGCGGGGAGAAAUCCUAUCAAUGCUUGGAUUGUGGAAAGAGUUUCCUCCAGAGAGCCGAUCUCACUUCCCACCAAAGAAUUCACACAGGGGGAAAACCAUAUCAGUGCUUGGAAUGUGGAAAGACCUUUAGUCACCGUGCCAAUCUCGUGGCACACCCAAGAAUUCACAGUGGUGAGAAACCAUAUCAGUCCUCCCAAUGUGGGAAGAGCUUCACUGUGAGCUCCGGUCUCACUUCCCACCAAAAAAUUCACACAGGGGAGAAACCAUAUCAGUGCUUGGAAUGUGGAAAGAGCUUCACCCGGAAGGACAACCUCACUUCCCACCAAAGAAUUCACAGUGGUGAGAAACCAUAUCAGUGCUUGGAAUGUGAAAAGAGCUUCAGUAAGAGGACCAAGCUCAUGGCCCAUCAAAGAAUUCAUACAGGGGAGAAUCAUAGAAUUUUAGAGCUGCAGGAGUCUCCUGGGUUGUCUAGUCCACUGCAGGACUCUCAACUAAAGCAUCCAUGACAUAUUGCCUUCAAACUUCUCCUUACAAACCUCCAAGGAAGGAGAAUCCACAACCUUCCAAGGGCAUCUCUAAUUUGAAGCCAUUGAUUUGGGUACCAGCCUCCAGAGCCGGUGAAAACAAGCUUGUUCAAGCUUCCACGUGACACCCCUUCCUGUUCCUCAGAAGGCUUGGUUUCCCAAAGCUUAAUUGUCUUGGUCAACCCCCCUCUGCACC